Punctularia strigosozonata HHB-11173 SS5 is the source of this 4318-nucleotide messenger RNA. RefSeq lists its product as uncharacterized. The record is from RefSeq and is a predicted model, not a curated record. The transcript has 4 exons. Gene Ontology annotation, molecular function: protein binding. The coding region runs from base 22 to 4128 and encodes 1368 amino acids. NCBI's taxonomy places the organism in Eukaryota, Fungi, Basidiomycota, Agaricomycetes, Corticiales, Punctulariaceae. Gene Ontology annotation, cellular component: microtubule cytoskeleton; cell tip. Gene Ontology annotation, biological process: signal transduction; establishment or maintenance of actin cytoskeleton polarity.
UACGACCUCCGCGAACAGAUUAUGGCCGACGUGCAGGCUCACGAGGCGCUCACUAGCGACGAGGAGCACUCGGUCCUCGAAGAUGAUUCGGACGAUGGCCAGGGCGAGCAUGACUACAUCGACGACGACGACGGCUCCUCCGAGCUCUCUAUACCCAACGAGUCCAUCGACUUUGACCUCGUCUAUGCGCUGCACAGUUUCGCGGCGACCGUGGAGGGCCAGGCGAAUGUUGUCAAGGGCGAUAGUCUAUUCCUCAUGGACGAUAGCAACAGCUACUGGUGGCUGGUGCGCGUCCUCAAAACCCAGGAAGUGGGAUAUAUACCCGCGGAGAACAUUGAAACACCGUUUGAGCGCUUGGCGCGGCUGAACAAGCACCGGAACGUAGACCUGGCGUCCGCGACCCAAGCGGAAUUGCAAGAAGAGGUCCAGGGCGAGCGCGAUCGGCUCCGCACCAACCUGAAUGCGCGCAUAGCAGCCUCGCCUUCCCCCACACCCGGCUCACGCUCAGGCUCUAAGAACACUCAACACCGCCGAAGCGUGGUCUUCACCCCUGGCCUCUACGUCCACCGAUACCCUCCUGCUGUCUGGAACGAGGAUGAGGAAGAGGAUGACGACGUCGAGUGGGAUGACGAGGGCUAUGAAGAUGAGGAUCCGGACCUCGCUGAAGAACAGAGGUCCGUCCGCGGUCAAAACAACGUUCUCGAUAACAUGGAACCCGACGACGGGAUGAGUUGGGAGGACGGCGCAGUCGAUGCCAUGCGCCAGAAUAAUAUUCCCGUUUCGCUCAGGGCGGGCGGCGGUACUCAGCCGUUACAGCAGCGUGCUAGGCAGCCGCUGGACGAUCAAUCCAUCCAGUCCCAGCCCUCCGUCGACCGCUUUCCAGAAGCGGGUAUGGAUCCCGAGCAAGCGCCCGAGUCCACCAGGCAGUUGUCUGUCACACCCACCAUCGCACGAGAGGGCGUUAUGGAAAGCCAGCAGGCGGCGGCACAGGCGUCUAUAUCUGCUACCGCCGACCGAUCCGGUACCAGCUCCGCCUCACAGGCUGGCGGCCCGCUGCUACCCAGCAUGAUUAUGCAGCAACAAGAGCAAGAUCGGAAGCGAACCCGAGAGGAGAUUGAAGCGCUCGAGGAGGCGGCGCGGAAGAAGGCAAAUGUUGCAAAGGGCCCUGGCCCCGGUGCGGGCCCAGUGCGGGUCGCUACGGAUGCACGUGGCGUUGCCCCUAGUGCUAGCUCCAGUGGCGAUAGCCUUGGACAACCUAGUGCGAACAACAAACCCUCUGGGGGCAAACUGAGGAAGGAGAGGGACCGCGAAACCCAGAGCACGGACGAGGAGGGCGGCAAGGAGAAGAAGAAGAAGGGCGGUGUCCUCAGCGGUCUCUUUGGCCGUCGCAACAAGGAGAAGGACAAGUCGAAGGACAGGGAUGCGAGCAGCGAAACUGUGCGUGAAUCGGAGGAGUCAGGUCGCUCGAGCGGACAGCUGCAACCACAGUCAUCGAACAUGUCCAUACCUGACGGAUUGCGCUCACCCGUGUCGGAGGCCGCGCACUUGCAACAGCAGAACUUCCGGAACUCGACAAAUCCCCGGCAGUUGCAAGCAAUGCAACAGCAGCAGACACCCCAGACGCCGCCGCACGGCCAGGCAUUGUCCAACCAGGUUAGCCCGCUCUCGCAACACGCAAGCACUCUCAGACAGCGCGAUCAGCAACAGCAGGCGCUGUAUCAGCAGUAUCUGAACCGCUCCCCGGCAAGUCCACCAGAGGCUCAGCCGAGCUACGGGUUGCAAAGCGCUGCGGCAAUGGGCCACUCCACUUCUUUCAGCUCGUCAAUGGCGAACACAUCAGCCAACCUUAGCCCGAACUCCGAGGGGCGUAGGCCGCGACCGGGCUCGCUCGUGCUUACGAGCUCGAACAUGGAUGGCGGCGUCGGCGUGCCGGAGCUCAGCGUGAUUAGGGUGUUUGCGGGCAAGAACGUGCAGACAGAGGCGACGUUUAAGACGGUUUUGCUCAACUCGUCCACGACAUCGUCGGAUCUUGUCCGGCAAGCCAUACAGAGGUUCCGCUUACCUGCGGGAGAGGACGAGGGAGACUAUUACCUGACGGUGAAGCAGGUCGAGGGUUCCUCGGCGGUGCUCAAGUCGGAAGAGCAUCCAUUAGUCGUGUUCGAGACUCUGGUGGAGGAGGCAAUGGAGGCUCCUAAAGUUAAGAGGAGUAGUGUCGGCAGUAUUAGCUCCGUUGCGAGCAACCUCUCUAUGCACCCAGCCAUCAAGAAAUUGCCGAUGAACGACUUCACGGACGACUCGGCGGUCAAGUUCUACUUGAACCGUCGGAGCGAGCGCGCACUCGACGACAGCUUUGGCACCGACGAAGGGGACGAAACCAUCAUCGCGGAAAGCUCUCGAGGUGAAGAUACAGGCCAGUUCCUCACUGUUGGAAGUGCGAAUGUGUCGGCGGAGCGGUUCAGCUCGCCGUCGUUCAGAUUUGCAUUGCAACUCUACAUAUACCCAGAGGAUCUACCAGACGACAUGGUAUUCGACCCUCUUACCGAAGCGAUCAUCUUCAAGAAUACGCUUCGCAACCGGGCACAGAACCACGAAUCCCGAACCGCAUCAGGCGUGUCCCAGAGUCAACGGAGAAAGAUCUUCGUGUUCCCGAAGAAUGUCACUGUAGCCGAAGUCAUCGAGCUUGGACUUGAACGCUUCGGGAUCCUCGAAGGUGUGGUCGAUGGUGGGGAUGAGGUAGAGGACAAGAUGACCAAGAGGAGGAGCUCUUCUCGCGUGCGUUAUAGCCUUCAUGUCGAUGUCAAUGGUCAAGAACGUGAACUUUCUCCCUCGACAAAGGUCAUCGAUGCGUAUCCCCGUCCACCGGCCUAUCGCCCAACCGAACGACGCGCCCCAGACAGCAAAAGGCGUUCGGUCGACUUCGCGCAACUAGUUGGAAGUCCGGAGGACAUAUCCCCAGACGACCCUAUCUUCAUCCUCCGUCGCGCGGUGGCGUACCGCAAUUCUUCCUCGAGACACCGUACCUCAGCUCCAUUAGACGAGAUCGCCCUCCAGCAUCUGCAACGAGACUUAGUCGCAAGCUCCAGCGACAGCUCUGUUGCCGAGGAAGCGAGAAGUCGCCAAAUGUCGAAGCAAGAACUCAUCGCUGCACAGCGCGCAGCAAAGAGAGCAGAUCAGCGUGCGAUACUGUCCGCUCAGACGAAUUCCCUUCGUGGAGUCGACGUCUUGCUGCCCGGCAAUGCCAUAUUACGCAGUUCCCGCUACGAAGUGGAUGAUCGGAUACGCUACUCGUAUGUGGAUGGCGACGGUGAGACGUACGAUAUCAGUGACAUCAUCGAGGAGGAGUGGCAGGACGAAUUCGGACAACGAAGCCCGACAACCGGCACAACGAGUCAAGACCUCCUGCAAGGGGUUCUCGUUCGUAACAAGGAGGCUAUUGGGGACAAGCUGGACAGGGUGCUGAACAAAGUGAAGGAGGGUAGGCGAGACCCUGAACCGUCUUCGGCGAAGUCCGCUGUCAGUCUUGCCUCGAUGCAAUCAUCCGCCUCAUCCGCGUACUCCGAUGACUCGCGCGCGAUCACCCCGGUAUCGGCUCGACUCGGCGCUCGUUCGCCCACACCGACCGACAGUCAACGCAUUGUCUCGCCUGGGCCUGACCUAUCAAGCUCUCGGGUGCCAACUCCUACACAGCGGGUGAGAGCUGCGAGUCCAAGCACGCCUCGCGCGGUCACCCCAGCAAGCAAGGUGGCCUCGAGAGAUCAUGAUCGUCAGCCGUCGAUCGCUUCUGUUCUCUCCGACAUAUCCGCGUACGGCGCCCAAACUGCCCGACAAGAGCAGCAAAGCAAGCUGCAGCCUGUGCCUUCAGCCUUGAAACGCUCACGACCAAUCAUUCCGAAGGACGACUUCGGUCUGUCCCACAUGAUGGCCAUCAUCGAACUCGACACUAUGUUACACAAGGAGCCACCUCUACCUCAGCUGGAUGGUACUGAGGCCAUGCUGUUCGGACGUUCGCUGCAACCCGAUGCACUGCAUCCUGAUGUUCGAGAGAUAUACUCGCCGGCAUUCCGACAGUUGGAAGAAAUGGACCAUGCCCUGAAUGAACUUCUUUCAACGGCGUGUUCUCCUGCUUAAUCGACAGCUCUGCGGCGUCAUCGCCAGCUUCAUUCAGGUUACGCGGGUUCGUAUCUAUACUAUUUUCUAUAUUCCGCUAUAGCUCUUCAAGAGCGGUAGUCGUAGCUCAACGAUUACCCGUGUUCGGCAGCCCCUAAUACCCAUAUAUUCUUAUAUAACAAGCCUUGGAACAUGGAUUAGGUCAGGUUGA